AUGUCUCGCCAGGGAGGCAGUGGCAGAGGCAAGCAAAUGCCCCGCGAGGUUGUGCUCUCCAAAGCCCUAUCACAUCUUCUACGGCACUCGGCGGAUCGAGAGAAUUUGAAGAUUAGCAAAGAGGGAUAUGUGAAUGUAGCUGAUCUUCUCGAAGCACGCAAAAUCAAGCCUCUCAAGGUCACACUCGCGGAAAUCCUAGAAUCAGUAUCUAGCUCCGACAAACAGCGCUUUUCACUGCUCUACAUUCCUGCUACAAAUACAGAAACAGAGAGUGACAAAACUAAAACCCAACAAGAAGAAGAAGAAAGAAAAGAAGAAAAACUGGCAUUCACCACAGCAGCAUCCGAAGAAAAGCAAAAAAACGCAACGGUACACGCGCUUUCGGUUAAAGAUGGCGACGCCUCGCAUUUCCUGAUUCGCGCGACCCAGGGCCAUAGCAUGAAAUGCGUUGACACAACUCUUUUUCUCGAGAAACUGACUCUCGAUGGGGACGUCGAAAACAGCAACGACAAGUCUGCUACCGCCGUGUCACUUCCCGAUACAGUAGUGCACGGCACGUAUCACGGCGCAUGGCCGCUGAUUCUUGCUUCAGGCGGGUUGCAGGCCAUGAACAGAGCCCAAGUGCAUUUCGCGAUUGGGCCCACAAUCGAUGAGAUUUUUCCUAAUGGACGAGACGCGCCACCGGCCAAAUUGCCGGCAACAAAACAAAACCAAAAUGUCAUUUCCGGGAUGCGGUCCGACGCCGAGAUUCUGAUAUAUGUCAAUUUGCGCAAGGCGUUGCAGGCUGGUUGCCCCUUUUAUAGGAGUGAGAAUGGUGUUAUUCUUAGUGAGGGAAUGGUUUCGGGGGAUACAGAUCAGACAGCUGGCAAGUCCGUCCCUGUGGAGUUUUUUGAUCUGGUCGUGGAAAGGAAAGCUGGUCUUGGUGUUUUGUGGGAGGAUGGAAACAUCGUUCAAGAACUGCCAGAGAACUUGGCAGCCAAGAAGAAUCCAAAAUCCUUCAGAGGGGGUAGAGGAGGGAGAGGGAGAGGGAGGGGAGGCCAUAGUUGA
This is a messenger RNA of Talaromyces rugulosus, 1047 nucleotides long. RefSeq lists its product as uncharacterized. The coding region runs from base 1 to 1047 and encodes 348 amino acids. The record is from RefSeq and is a predicted model, not a curated record. Gene Ontology annotation, molecular function: tRNA 2'-phosphotransferase activity. Gene Ontology annotation, biological process: tRNA splicing, via endonucleolytic cleavage and ligation. Lineage: Eukaryota; Fungi; Ascomycota; Eurotiomycetes; Eurotiales; Trichocomaceae. The transcript has 2 exons.